ACUGCCACCUCGUUUAUUCUUCUUCUGCUAUUUGUUCCCUCUCUCCAGAGAUCCCGUCUUUGGAGCCGAGAGUAAACUGAUUGCAGAUUGAUGAAAUAUGGGCCUGAUUGAGACGUCAUGCGGAGUAGCUGUCUAAUCUGAGCUGACAAGAAAUCACACAAUCCACAGCAUAUAGCUCUCAGCACUCCCACAGUUGCUGCUGUGAGAAACGGUCACUCAAAGCAGGAGUCCAGGGAAGGAAUACAGAGCCUGGAAGCUACCCUACUACAAAAUCAAAAGCAUCUUAACUUCAGUGGAGAGAUUUGACGUCGCUGCAUUCUCAUGACUACUGACAAAGGUGAAGCUGAUUGUAAGGACUGAAAUGACUUGAUUCACAUACAGCACAUGGAAGCAGCUGUUACACAGUUACGGAAGAUUUUUGAGAGGUAAUAUCUUUCUCACAAUGACAGUUGGGGCACAAACGUAUUUUGCAUAACAUUCAUCUCCAGUCCUAAUUGACAGAUUUAAUGGUUGGAAAUGAUUGGGAAUAUCUGUAAUAUCACAACUGAGCAUACUGCUAAGGACCCACAGUGCCUGUAAUCAUUCCCAAACCAUGUAUUAUCACAAUAGUUUUAUGAUCGGCCUGAGGAUAUCAACCCACUUUCAAGUACAGCAAUAUUUCUCAUUCAACAACAAUCCAACUGCACUCAAACAGUAGCAAUACUGCUGGAAGAAAACUCCAUAUCUGAAGACAUGAAAAUUAACUGGAACUCCACAGGUGAGGAGGGUCUACAGGUGAACAGCAGUGAUACUGGGCUGGUGAAUGUGGAGCAGGUUCUGGUUCCAGUGCUAGAUGUGUUGAUUCUGGUGCUGGGGGUGGGAGGGCACACCCUGGUGAUGUUGAUCUUAUGUGGAAGACGGAGGACAAGGGGAGGAAGUAUAGGACCAUCUCCCCAAGGCUCCAUGACAGGUACAGGGACAGACAUCCUCUUACUGGCCCUGAGUGCUGCAGACCUACUUUUACUUUCCACACUUCCCUUCCACACAGUUGCCAUAGCCAUGCAGCACUGGCCGUUCGGGGACUUCCUUUGCCGGGUGGUGGGUUUUCUAGGAUCGGCCUGUUCAUCUGCCAGCGCCUUCACUCUGGCCGCCUUAGCCGUGUUUCGCUAUCUGAUUGUGGUGAAGCCUGCCAGGGCCUACCGCCUGCUCUCUCCUCGCAGAGUGACUAUAACUGCUGCCCUGCUCUGGGUCCCAGCCUGCUGCCUGGCUGCUCCCCAGCUGGCUUUUCGUUUUGUGGGAACCCCACACCGGGCACCUGAUGGCCUGACCUGCUUUGCCUUCCUGUCCCAUGGAGACCAGUUGGCCUAUGGCUUGUGCCACUUCCUUCUGGCCUUCCUGCUUCCACUGGCUGCCAUUGCUGUUGCGUACGGCGGCAUCUACAUGUUCCUGUGGCAGAGUCAGCAUGCCAGCAGGGCGCCGCAAGUAGAGCGCUACCAGAGUAAGGUGACCCAGACAUCAGCCAUGUUGGUGAUGGCCUUCACCCUGUGCUGGCUGCCAUCCUAUAGCCUUACACUGGCCUUGUUGGCGGGUCGCAGCUCUGGGGCCACUGGCACCUCACCACGUAAUGGCCCCUUCAGCAUAGUCGCCCGCCUCAUGGCCACCUCCUCUACAGUGGCCAACCCCAUCCUGUAUGUGUUCAUGUCCCACAAGUUCAGACAGGAUCUACUGCGGCUAUUCAGGAGGGAGGAACAAGAGGCCAGCAGGGCUGUCGCUGGCUAGUGGACAGUGUUAUUUUUUUCAUCUGCUACCCUGAUGUCCCUGAAAUCUCUGCAAGAUACCAAAGAUCAAAUAUUGUAUACUGGACAAGGAUGUGACUACAACAAAACAGAACUAGCUGGUAUAUUUUGCUGAAAGACUCUUAUGAAAGAUAAGUAGAGUAGUCUGUUUCCAUAAUGGCAACUUAAAAUGGACAUGACAGUAUGAUAUCAUUUAUUGUCCUGGACAAUAUUCAACGCAUUCUCCUGUUCAUUCAUACAUAGUUAGACGUGUGUUACAAAAGUAUCAAAAUAUUUGCCCUGUGAGAGGCUGCUCUGGGCUACCCACCAUCCUGAU
Myripristis murdjan (pinecone soldierfish) is the source of this 2091-nucleotide messenger RNA. Its product is annotated as delta-type opioid receptor-like. Bases 733 to 1758 code for a protein of 341 amino acids. Gene Ontology annotation, biological process: G protein-coupled receptor signaling pathway. Gene Ontology annotation, cellular component: plasma membrane. NCBI's taxonomy places the organism in Eukaryota, Metazoa, Chordata, Actinopteri, Holocentriformes, Holocentridae. Gene Ontology annotation, molecular function: G protein-coupled receptor activity. The transcript has a single exon. The record is from RefSeq and is a predicted model, not a curated record.